This is a messenger RNA of Emericellopsis cladophorae, 366 nucleotides long. RefSeq lists its product as uncharacterized. The coding region runs from base 1 to 366 and encodes 121 amino acids. The record is from RefSeq and is a predicted model, not a curated record. NCBI's taxonomy places the organism in Eukaryota, Fungi, Ascomycota, Sordariomycetes, Hypocreales, Bionectriaceae. The transcript has 2 exons.
AUGCUAAGCGAUCCAGCAUACCGCCUCUCUGGGACGAUGCGUUCCCAUGAUCUCAUGAAGACCGAUGAGGCCGACCAAGCUGCAUGGGAAGCCGCGAGGGGCGCGGUAAGCGGCGCUGCUAAAUGGGGCGUGGCAACUGCCAUCCUUGGAGCCAUUGGCUAUGCUUGGUCGCCGGUGUAUAGAGCGACAACUAUUCAGUUCAAGGUGUACAUACAGAUGUCGGGCAUGGUGCUGGGCAGCAUGAUUGAUGCCGACUCAAAGCUCAGAGAGUAUGAGGCCAAGAUGAGGAUGCAGAGAAGGGUCCUGCGAGACAGGGCCAGAUGGCAACAGUACGAGGAAGAGCUCACAAGGGGAAAUGGCAAGUGA